AUGAAGAUCACUGCCGCUACGUUUGUAAGCAAAAUCUUAGAACGCUUAACGUCAUUCCACCAUAUGCUGAGAUGUUUGUGCCACUGGUCUCGAGCCAUACUAUCUUCUUUACUUCGGGCACUCCUCCUUCGACUGGACCCUUUUUGGCGGCAAAUCUGGUACUUUGUUUCCCUAUUCAUGUUAGGGUACUUCGUUUUGGCCAUUUUGGAGCCACAGAAUCCUAUGAAUCGCCCAAAAAGCUAUGAUCUUCUUUUCACCGCUGUCUCAGCAGUGACUGUAUCUAGCAUGGCCACAGUUGAGAUGGAGGUUUUCUUGAAUACCCAACUCUUUUCCUUGGCAAUUCUGAUGCUAUUGGGAGGAGAAGUUUUCACCUCAAUGCUUGAACUUCAAAUCCAGAAAUUUAAGUUGUCAGAGAAGAUGAAGAGCAGAUCCAACACUUCAAAUAGCGAUAUACACUUAAAGUACAACUCAAUGAUGUUUUUAGGGGUUAUCGUGGUAAGUUACUUCGUUGCUUUGCAUAUAAGUGGAUUUCUUCUCGUUUCUUUGUAUGUAGGCCUUGUUACAUCGGCAAAAGAAGUGCUCAUAAAAAAGAAUCUUAAUAUACAAGUAUUCUCAAUUGUUACCACUAUCUCUACUUUCUCCAACUGCGGAUAUCUCCCAACCAAUGAAAGCAUGAUGGUUUUCAAGAAAAACUUAGGCCUGCUUGUGAUUCUAAUCCCACUAAGUCUUCUUGGAAACACAUUGUACCCUGUGUUCCUCAGACUUUUACUAUUGUUUUUCGGUAAAAUAAAUAGUAGAGAGGAAUUGAAGUAUGUUUUAGAUAAUGAAGCCGAGUUGGGGUAUUACCAUUUGUUAUCAGGGGUGCAUUGCUGGUAUCUUGCUCUAACAUCUAUUGGGUUCAUAGUGAUUCAGUUUGUGCUUUUAAUCUCUAUUGGCUGGAAAUCUCAAGCCAUGGAUGGAUUGAAUCCUUCCGAAAAAGUAAUAGGCUCUUUGUUUCAAGUUGUGAAUACCAGGCACGCAGGCGAAUCAGUCUUUGAUCUUUCCCUCAUCUCUCCAGCAAUCAUUGUUCUAAUUGUCACGAUGAUGUAA
Molecule: messenger RNA, 1089 nt
Organism: Lactuca virosa
Lineage: Eukaryota; Viridiplantae; Streptophyta; Magnoliopsida; Asterales; Asteraceae
Source: the annotation of a GenBank genome assembly